Molecule: messenger RNA, 2964 nt
Organism: Auxenochlorella protothecoides
Lineage: Eukaryota; Viridiplantae; Chlorophyta; Trebouxiophyceae; Chlorellales; Chlorellaceae
Exons: 8
Coding region: 1-2964 (987 amino acids)
Biological process (GO): mRNA splicing, via spliceosome
Molecular function (GO): protein binding; U2 snRNA binding
Source: RefSeq, a predicted model, not a curated record
AUGAGGCCGGGGGAGCCUGCAUGCCAUCGCAAAGAGCUCUUGAGCCGCCUUAAAGGGCGGAUCAGGCCUCGUGUGGGGCCUCCCCUGACCCUCGCGGCGGUUUUGGAGGCCGGUCGCCCCGCAUGGGACGGCCGCAAGCUCUCGGCCGUGGAUUGCGGCAUCGGCGCCGUCGGCACAGUCCCGCCCGAGUACAUCCAUGCAACGACCCUGUACCUGAGUAAGAACCUGCUGCAGAGCUUGGAAGGCAUCCAGGCGUUCCGGGGCCUGCGCGCCCUGUCCCUGGGCGACAAUCCGCUGUCGACGCUGGACAGCCUGCGGCCCCUGGCCGCCCUGCCCCACCUCGAGUCCCUGCACCUCGACGGCUGCCCCGUGGCCAGCCUGCCCUACGCACGCGCGCACCUGGUGGCGACCCUGCCAUCCACACUGGCCUCGCUCAACGGCGCCGCAGUGACCCCGGUCGAGCGAUCUGCAGCGCCCGCGCUGCUUGCCACCGAGGCGCGGCUGCUGGGCCUGGCGCGGCGUGGCGCGCGCGGCGCGCACGCCCUGCGCCGCGUGCUGCUGCUCACCAGGCUUCAUGCCGAGCUGCGUGCGGAGCUGGGCGUGCGCUGCGCGGCGGUCGCCAGCGGCACCGCCCGGCCUCCGGACCCGGGCCGCCUGCUGCGCCUGUGGGCCAGCGGCGCCGAGCCGGCGCCCACAGCCCAGGAGAGCGCGGCGCUGGACGCGGCGCUGCGGCGCGAGGCACAGCGCGCGCACCGCGCCGCCGGCGGACGGGACUGCGCGGCCGAUUGGCGCGCCGCCUACGCGCGCGUGUUGGCGGCGCAGCAGGCCGCGGCUGCGCAGCUGGCGGAAGGGCUGGAGCGGGAGGCGCAUGACGCCGCGGCUCGUGGCGCGACCUCCACCCGCCCGCCCUCCCCGCGCAAGGCGCAUGAGCUGGAAAGGGAGGCGGCGGCGGGCGCCGCGCAGCGCUGGGAGCGUGAGGCCCUGGUGCGGGAGCUGCGCGACAGGCUGGGCCGCCCCAGUGGCGUGGAGGGGAGUGGGGGCAGCGGAGCAGUUUCCUCACAAAAGCUUCCCCCGGGUCUGGCGAGGGAGGCCGAAGGGAGAGCGGAGGAAAGCGGGGAGGUCUGGAGCAUUGCAGCUGCCCGGCGCAGACCGGGCUGUGAUGCCAUGGCCCGAGAAGGGCAGGAGUCUCACGGAGCAGCGAGCGGGGACCAGGCCAGGAGCCCUGCGCCGGGAGGCACGGAGGCCUGCCCAGAGCGGUGGAUCCAGAAUCCGCUGGGCAAGGGGGGCGGGCUCCCCUGCAGCACCGGGUCCAGGAGUGCAGCUGCGCUCGGGCCACGAGAUUCCCAGCCUUCCCACACAGCCAACACUGAUGCUGCCCGAGAAUCUACUGGCCGAGCAUGCAGGGAACCAUGCCCCCUUCCGCAGCCCUGGAGGAGCACUUACUAUGCCAUGCAGACCGGGGCCCCUCAUGAAUGCGACGACCAGGGAACGGAGAUGGAGGAGGGGUUUGUCACCAUAGCCCUGGCACGGCGCGGUCAGCAGGAGGCGGAGGCACACUCCAGGGAGCUGCUGGGCAGAGUGGCCCUCCUACAGAGCGCACUGAAGCGGGCCACGACAGAUGCGAGCGUGGCAGAGCGGCUGAGUCUGGAUGCCGCGCAGCGACACCGUGCUGAGGUGGCGGUCCUCAAGUCCACCAUCCAGGGUCUGCGGCAGGCCCUGGAAACCAGUGCCCCCCCCGUCAGAGUCGUCAUACGCGUGGAUCAGAGCGAGGAGCUGGAGGCGGAGAUGGCCGCCUGCCGGGCCCUAAGGGCUCUGUGCGAUGACCUGGAGAAGGAGCUGGGGUCCAGGCAGCAGAGCACAGGGCGUGAACUUGCCAGUGCGGCCCUGGCCCGCCAAGCGCUGGCCCGACGCUGCCUGCUGACCUGGCGCUGGCGGGCUCGGCGGGUCGGCAUGCUGCGCCUGCUGGGCUACCAGGCCACGGCACUUGGCGAGCAGCGCCGGCUGGCCGCCUUGCUGGCGGGCUGGAAGGCUGCCGUCCGGCGGGAGGCGGCUUGCCGCCGCCUGCGCUCGGCCCGGGGCGCAUGGCUGCUGGCCGCCGCCUGGCGCGCCUGGCGCCUGCGUCAGCGCCAGACCCGCGUGCUCGCCGAGUUGGAGGCUGGCGCGCGGCGCCACGCCGAGGCCGCGCUGGCGCGCCGGGCCGCCAGGGCCUGGCAAGCCCUCUGCAUGGACGAGCGCCAGCUGGCGCCGGAAGACCUGCCGCCGGAUCUGGCCGCCGAGGUGGCGAGGCGGUCUGUGCGCGCGGUGGCGCGGCAUGCGUAUCAGCGCUGGCGGCAGGCCGGGGAGGAGGCGCUGGUCAUCUGGGAGAGGAAGGAUGCCAGGCGUGUGAGGCUCGCGCUGCUCACCUGGCGUGGCGAGGCCCUCCGCGACGCCGCCACCCGCGCCCGGCUCGAGCUGGAGGGGUCUCGUGCGCAGCUGACGCAGGCGGCGUGGGCGCUGCAGCACAGCAGGAUGGAGGGCGGCGAGCUGGCGCGGGAAGUGGCCGAGGCGGGCGCCAGGGAGGAGGCUGCCAGGGCACGGGUGAGCGAGGCCGGCGAGGCCCUGUCCGCCGCGCUGCAGCAGGUCGCCGAGCUGCAGGAGCGGCUGGCUGCGGCAGAGGUCCAGGAGGGCCGGCUCUGGGCGCGAACCCACUCCUUGGAAACUCGACUGGCUUCUGGGCAGGAGGAGGCGUCGGAGCGGGAGCGGAACGGCGAGGAGGAGCGGCGGGGGCUGCUGGCGCGCCUGACCGCCGCCGGCGAGCGGCUCUGGAGGGCGGGGAGCGGGGUGCACGAGCGGCCGGGGCGGCGCUGGAGGUCCAGGUGCCAGGUGGAGGAUCUUAACGCUCAGCUGGCAGCAUCGUCGGCGCAGCUGGAGGAGUGCCGCAAAGUGCUGAGGGAGCGUGGGCGCGGGGACCAGGCCACCAGGUGA